AUGUCCUGGCUUUUUGGCUAUUCAAGACCUCAACCCCCUGAUAUUUCUGGUGGAAGCGAAGGUCCAAAUCCACCGCCGCCACCCCCAGACAAAAAAAAUCCCAAACAGCUUGAAGAGGCACUCUCUGCGUUUAGCUUCGACUCAGCGGCCCUGGAAAGAGCUGCUAAAGCUGCUCGUGAACUGGAAGCAUCCAAAAAUGCAAAGGAGGCUUUUGAACUAUCACGAAUGCAGGAACGUACAAAGCAGCUUGAGUAUCAGGCCAAAUUGAAGGAAUAUGAAGCUAGCAUUGAGCAGUUGAAAAUUCGCCAGAUUCAGGUCCAACAGGAAGAACGGAGAAAAACGUUAGAAGAGGAGGCCAGAAUCCAGAAACACCGUGUUGAUUAUCAGGAUAUGCUUGCAAGGAAACGGCAGGAAGAUCAAAUGGCCCAGCAAGCUCGCAUGCAUGAAGAAACACUUAGAAAGCAAGAGGAAUCUGUCCAAAAGCAGGAAGCAAUGAGGCGACAAACAAUCGAAUACGAAGCACAAUUGCGUCACCAAAAUGAACUUAAGCAAAUAGAGGCACGACUUCGUGGAGAGGCUCAAGUGGAGCGCGAAAAUCGCGAAAUAAGACUAGAAAGAUCUCGCGUUGAAGCCAGAGAACAUCGCGAGACCAUAUUACAAUCGAUACAAACAGUGGGUUCUGUUAUGGGAGCCGGUUUGGAUGCCUUCCUGAAAGAUCGGAAUAAGGUCAUUACCUCCGUUGGAGCAGUUACCAUAUUAGCUGGUGGUGUUUAUGGUGCCAAAUUCGGUAUUGGCACUGUAGCCCGACUUAUCGAAACCCGGAUCGGAAAGCCUUCUCUUGUUCGUGAAACAUCACGAUUUAAUACCGUGGAUCUUAUUCGCAAUCCCUGGCAGGCCCUCAAGAGAAUGUUUGCUCGUCCAAGCGAUCCUUUGAAAAACGUUAUACUCGAGCCCAAACUCGAAGCUCAGCUACGGGAGAUAGCGGUAGCUACCCGCCACACGAAGGCGAAUAAAGGUUUUUACCGUAACGUUCUCAUGGCUGGUCCACCAGGCACAGGAAAGACCAUGUUUGCAAAGGGCUUGGCGACUCAUUCUGGUUUGGACUACGCUAUCAUGACGGGUGGUGAUAUUGCCCCUAUGGGUAGUGAGGGUGUUACAGCGAUUCACAAAGUAUUCAACUGGGCAAAGACCAGCCGCAGAGGAGUUUUGUUGUUUGUUGAUGAGGCUGACGCCUUUCUUCGAAAACGAGAGCAGGAACGAAUAUCCGAAGGCAUGCGUGCAACUCUGAACGCCUUCCUAUACCGAACGGGAGAGCAAUCGCAAAAAUUCAUGCUUGUCUUGGCAAGCAACCAACCAGAGCAGUUUGACUGGGCCAUUAACGACCGUAUGGACAAGAUAGUAUAUUUUGACGUGCCAAAACAGCGUGAGCGUGAACGAAUGAUUCGCCACUACUUUGAUCUGUACCUGCUUCAGCCCUCAAUGGAUAAGAAACAGCGUAUUCGUCUUGCUGACGGCAUUGAUUAUGCAGCAAAGUGUGGCGCGGUAGCAGCACGCACUGAAGGUCUGUCGGGUCGCGAGCUUUCUAAGGUCGCCAUCGCUUGGCAGACGGCAGCCUUCGCAAGCGAGGAUGGUAUUCUGACAGAAACCAAAAUGGAUGAAAUUGUGGACGACGCAGUGGAAGCAAACAAAAAGAAACAGAUAUGGCGAAAACACCGUCUCCCUGGGGUCCAGGCCGAAACUAUACUGCCCUCCGAUGCCUAG
Messenger RNA from Mesocestoides corti, 1761 nucleotides. NCBI's taxonomy places the organism in Eukaryota, Metazoa, Platyhelminthes, Cestoda, Cyclophyllidea, Mesocestoididae. The record is from the annotation of a GenBank genome assembly.